AUGGAGAACAACGAGAAGGAGAAAAUGGGAGUGGAGAACUUACUUCGAGGGUCUCUGUGCUCCUUUAUUAUAGUAGAGGAAUCAAAGUUGUAUACAUCUCGAAGUCGUGAUAGCUUUCCAGAUUUGAACCUCGACGCGAAGACUGGCACGUGCCAUGAAUUAUUCCCCGUGCACCAAGCGCCAAAUCCUCCCCUCGAUCCUAUAUAUAACUCAGCAUUCCAUUCUUAUGCUACGUCCAAAUACACUACGAGGGAGAGGGAUGACCGAGUGAGGAUGGCUUCGAAUCAGGGGAUGAGGGAUGGGUACAGCAGCGAUAUCCGGCGGACGGAGGAGCACGUCGGUGGAGAUACGCGGGCUAUCCAGGAGCAGCACCGCAGCACCACCGGUGCAGGUGGCCACCGGGAGGAGCACCAUUCCAUCACCGGCAUGCUCCAGCGCUCCGGCAGCAGCAGCUCCAGCUCUUCGGAAGAUGAUGGGCAGGGGGGCCGAAGAAAGAAGAAAGGCAUGAUGGACAAGAUCAAGGAGAAGCUGCCCGGUGGACACCACACGGAGGAGCACAGCCAUGCCGGCUCCAAUGUCCACCAUGAGGUGCACCAUGAGGCGCACCCUGAGAUGUAUCAUGACCACGAGAAGAAGGGCAUGAUGGAAAAGAUCAUGGACAAGCUGCCUGGCCACCACUAAGAUCCGCUUAGUUUUGAUGGCCUUUGUUGAUUCAUUCGAGAGUUGGAGAGCUGAGAAAUAAAGAAAACCGUGUUCCAGUCCACGUAACAGGUGUUUUUGUUGUGUUUCUUUUUCGGCCUUCUUUGGGCUAAUAUGAAAGCCUUCUUGUUUUUUUUGCUUUUCAUGCGGAACAAGUACUUUCCCACUUGCAUUGUUGCUUUCUCUUUAUACUAUUGCAAGCAAAACAUUGCUUUAGAUCGUCUCCUGUAAUUUUUCUACAUAUUUUCAGCUCCCACAAAUAAAUUGUUUGCGUGGAUUCAUUUCA
Messenger RNA from Elaeis guineensis (African oil palm), 985 nucleotides. RefSeq lists its product as uncharacterized. NCBI's taxonomy places the organism in Eukaryota, Viridiplantae, Streptophyta, Magnoliopsida, Arecales, Arecaceae. Gene Ontology annotation, biological process: cold acclimation; response to abscisic acid; response to water deprivation. Gene Ontology annotation, cellular component: cytosol. The record is from RefSeq and is a predicted model, not a curated record.